UAUCUUGUCUCCAUCCAAAAAUUUUGCUUUAUUGGACGGUCUAUAAUUAUUUUACGAGUACAUAAUAUGUUUAAAAGGAGCAUCGUCUAUAUCUCUUCCGAUCGCAGUAAGCUCUCUUCGCUUGCAUUCGAGGCGCCUCUUCCUUUUCUCGCCCCCUCAAACACCAAAUCCUCGAUUCUCGCGCUCUCGUCGGCGGCGGAGCUCCGACCAUGUCGGCUACAAGCAGCUUCUCCACAUGCAUCAGCCGCGAGCCGGCGCCGGUCGUGCUCCGCUGCCCGGCUCUGCUGCCAUCCAGCGUGCUGCCGUCGAGGAGAUGGCGGGCGGCCGUUGUGCUGCGCGUGGCGGCGGUCUCCAGAGCCACGUCUGCGGAGGCAGCACCGGCGAAGAAGAGGCAGCCCAGGGGCAUCACCAAGCCCCGGCCCGUCUCCUCGGAGCUCCAGGCGCUGCUGGGCGUCAAGGAGAUCCGUCGCACCCAAGCCCUCAAGCAGAUAUGGGCCUAUGUCAAAGAGAACAAUCUCCAGG
This is a messenger RNA of Elaeis guineensis (African oil palm), 522 nucleotides long. NCBI's taxonomy places the organism in Eukaryota, Viridiplantae, Streptophyta, Magnoliopsida, Arecales, Arecaceae. The record is from RefSeq and is a predicted model, not a curated record.